AUAAAAACCAAUUACUUGACAAAGUCUGGAAAGUGACGACGCCACCUCCGCACUGGGACUUCUGGGGGGAUCAUCUGAAUCCAUUCGUUGUUCCCGAUCGCGGGCGUCUUCAUUAGUAUCACAUUGGCGCGCGGGGUACGACCGGUCUACGGUCUCGACAUCGAAGAGAAACAACAACCACGGCGGUGGAAAUUGGCCAAGAUUGUCCACCACCAUGGAUUCGCGUAAAAAGGUCGGCCAGCUGUUCGUUGUUGGCUUUCAUGGAACAACGGCGGGCCCGAUAAUCAAAACCUUGAUCCGCGAGUAUGGUGUCGGUGCAGUCAUCUUGUUCAAGCGCAACAUAGUUGAUGCAGCGCAAUUACAGUCUUUGACGCUGGCUCUUCAGCAAGAAGCCAAGGACGCGGGGCAUGAAUACCCCUUGUUCAUCGGGAUUGACCAGGAAAACGGUCUUGUCACUAGAAUCUCGCCUCCGGUAGUCUCCCAAUUACCGGGUUCUAUGGCUCUGGGGGCCACUGACUCGACGGAUUUUGCAUAUGAAGUGGGCAAGGCUACGGGAAGAACUCUGGAGUUUUUCGGGAUAAAUAUGAACUAUGCCCCCGUCUGUGAUAUCAAUUCGGAACCUCGAAACCCUGUUAUUGGAGUGCGCAGUUUUGGCGAUGACCCCGAAUUUGUCGGCAGGUUUGCAAGCGCCAUGGCAAAGGGACUACGGGAAUCGAAUGUAGUACCGACCGUGAAGCAUUUCCCUGGUCACGGUGAUACCGCCGUCGACUCUCACUUUGGCCUCCCGGUUAUAGAGAAAAGCAGAGGUGACUUAGAACGGUGUGAGCUUGUGCCGUUUCGUCGGGCCGUGGCAGAAGGAAUUGAAGCAGUAAUGACAGCACACAUUGCCUUGCCUCAGGUCGGAGCUAAUGACAUGCCUGCAACUUUAUCUGUGGAAGCUAUGAACAUCCUCCGUGAAGAUAUGAAGUAUCAAGGAAUGGUGGUGACCGAUUGUUUGGAGAUGGACGGGAUUCGAACCACAUACGGGACAGAAAGGGGUUCUGUUCUUGCUCUGAAAGCAGGCAGUGAUAGCAUAAUGGUCUGUCAUAAGUACAGCAUGCAGGUUGCGUCUAUAGUAACGGUUUGUGACGCUAUUCGCACCGGCGAAAUACCUCAUGAACGCCUGGAGGAGGCAUUUGGUCGGGUUACUCAACUCAAGAAGCGAUUCCUGAACUGGGAGACAGCACUGGGUCGGAAAGGACACGAACAACUGGCGGGCCUCAAUGAAAGCAAUGCUGCUCUCUCCAAGGAGAUAUAUUCCCAUUCAACCACAGUUAUCCGCGAUAAAAAGGGUCUUCUACCUUUAUCCAAAUUCGGCAACGUGAUUCUGCUCACCCCUGGCGAAUCGACUCCUACCGGAGGAGCUGUUCACAGCGGAGAAGCACCAACAAGGAGUCCAUAUAUACCUUCAGGAUUCAUCGAGUUCCUACGUAUCCACAACAAUACAACUGUCGACAUUCUUUACAACGGCACUGGGCUAUCCGCUGAUGAAUGGAUGAAAAUCGAUAAGGCAGAUGCCGUGAUAUUUGCAAGCCGCAACGCUCUCGAGGCGCUAUAUCAAAGAACACUGGGUCUAGAGCUAGCAAAAAGAAAGAACAACUUGAUCGUUGUCGCAACGUGCAACCCUUAUGAUUUCCUGGAGGAUGUGGAGUCGGUCGAAACAUAUAUCGCGACCUAUGAGCCCACUCCAGAAGCAUUUGUUGCAGCUGCAGAUGUAAUUUUCGGCUCUAUCCCUGGAAAGGGCCAUUUACCAAUUGGACGGAAAGCCUUACAGCCAGCGGUACCAGUCUUUCCCUUUCAUGCACCGGAUGAUCUCGAACAAGUAGCGAAAAUCUGGAACGCGGCCUUACCUACGUAUCCGCUUACGCUAGCUAGUCUCCAGAGACUGUUGGUUCGCUCAAACGGACACCAUUUCGUUGCCCGCAUUGGUUCUGAUAUUGUGGGAGUGUGUGUGGCAUAUACCGCGACGAAGCAAGGCAAGAUAACAGGUCAAAUAGCUGCUUUGGUGGUGGACCCUUCGAGACAAGGGCAGGGCAUUGGAACCGCAUUAUUGGCGGACACACGUGCAUACUUCAGGAAUACCUUUGGACUAUCGAACAUUGCACUAUCAAGCGUCUUUCCUCGUUUCUGGCCAGGAAUCCCCACGGAUCUACCAUCAAGAAUACCGGAGUUUUUCAUUCACCGUGGGUUCCGAGUGACGCCCUUGGAUGAGACACACAAGGAUCUGUACCAGGACAUAAGGAACUACCAACCUCCUUCCAAGUAUGUCGAGCGGGCAAGACAAGGAGGCUACACUUUCGGUCCUUUGCAACCCGAACAAUAUGAUGCAUGCAUUGCGGGUCAGAGAAAGAACUUCGGUUAUUACGCGGGAUGGGUCGAGGCAUACGUGACACUUAAUCCAGUGGAUCAUCCAUCCAGUGUCAUGGUAGCUUUUGACCCCGAGGGCAACCAAGUAGGCUGGACCCUAAUGCUUGGUCCAUCAUGCCCUCUUCUUCAGCAGGAUUGGGCACUUCCGCCGCUUUGCGGCCCCAACACAGGCUUGAUCGGAUGCGUUGGAGUAGACACAGAACAUCGCAAAGCCGGAGUAGGGCUUGCAAUGCUUUGCCACGCUAUUCUCAACAUGAAAGACAGGGGCGUGGAAGGAGUCUUUGUAGACUGGGUAAGCAUGAAGGACUGGUACGAGAAGGUAGGGUUCGAAGCAUGGAGAAGGUAUAGACUUGCGGAGAUUUGAACGGCCCCAGUGGUGUCAACUGGCAUCUUCACUGAUAGAGCAUAGUUUCCUGAGAUUCUGGUAAUCGUGACGGCUACGGGUUUUAUGGACAUAGAAUGUACAUUUGUUAGCACUCAUACGUUAAUUCGAUAUCGGAUAUACUGGCACGGUACGGAACAGGCAAAAUUAGACGACCAUGUAUAUCCAAGAACAGG
Molecule: messenger RNA, 2964 nt
Organism: Paecilomyces variotii
Lineage: Eukaryota; Fungi; Ascomycota; Eurotiomycetes; Eurotiales; Thermoascaceae
Product: putative beta-N-acetylglucosaminidase
Exons: 4
Coding region: 215-2770 (851 amino acids)
Biological process (GO): carbohydrate metabolic process; peptidoglycan turnover
Molecular function (GO): acyltransferase activity, transferring groups other than amino-acyl groups; hydrolase activity, hydrolyzing O-glycosyl compounds
Source: RefSeq, a predicted model, not a curated record